Messenger RNA from Penicillium brasilianum, 4739 nucleotides. The record is from the annotation of a GenBank genome assembly. NCBI's taxonomy places the organism in Eukaryota, Fungi, Ascomycota, Eurotiomycetes, Eurotiales, Aspergillaceae.
AGGGUAUAUUACGUCGUAUCCCUUCAGGAGGCAAUCUGGAUCGCCCCUCCAAAGCCCACUCCCGAGUGGACUACUGUUCGGGCUAACUCGACUCCAACUGGACCUCUACUGGACCGGACUGGAUGGAUCACCCUUAACCCUCUUUCUCACUCUUGGCAGCCCCUCUCAGCUUCUCCUCUUGUGCUCUUGUGCUUUGCCCACUAUGCAGAUGAUUCUUGCCUAGGCUCCUCCGCCCUUUUUCUUGGUCCCAAAGCCCUCUCCCCUCCCAAGACCCAGGGCCAAAAGAAAGUAGUGCCGACUGCCUCCACCACCGCCAUCAUCGAUCAACCGCCCCCCUCCCCCAAAUCUUAUUCCCUCAUUCCCAAACACCCCCCCCCAAGCCUUCCUCUCUCUCUAACGACUCCGUAAUUCUACAACCUCAUCCGCCCAUCCUUCCCAUGUCUCCACCCAGGUCCUGAGCGCAACUUCACGAUGCCCGUUGUGACUCGGCACUUGCUCAACUUCCUAAUUCCUUUCAUUCACACCCCUGUUUCCAUUGCCGUACACGCUUGCGCGCGACCAUCCAUCUCGACUUGACUUUCACCCGGCUGCUCCGAAAAGCGCGGUAAAACGUUAAUCUCUCUCUUCUCGUCGCCCUGUCUACUCCGACCGACUGCAACGCGACCGAAGCUUGGGAAUAUCUUUCGGACGUGCGCCGGCCCAUCGCGCCGGCCGUUUCCGAUCAGAUCUAACUGCGGUGAAAUUGGGACAAGUCGUGGUUUCGCCCAUUCUAUUCAAGUCAUCACUGCGACCAACGCUGUCGCCCCGAUCCCGCGGCCUGGGCUUCUUCCUCGGCGCCGCCCUACGCUCAGAUCUGCGACGGCGCACUUAUACAUCAAAAUAGCUCGCGGGUUUUCAUUUUGAACAUUCAGUGUUUCCAAGGCGGGUCCUUGUGGAUAAACCGUUCGAAUUGAUAGCACGCGACGGUGCGAUUAUCUGUAUUAUUGGCCUGGGUUUCGUCCUUUUGAAGAGAACGGAAUAUGCAAGGCUACUCGUUUGCGCCUCCCUCGGGCCCUCCCCGGGAUGGCCAGAAAAAUUAUGUAUUCGUCGAUGAACAUAAUCGACACAAAAGGCUGAAAGUGAUGCGGGCGUGUAAUGGGUGCCGGAAGAGAAAGAUCAAGUGCGAUGCGGCCACGACGAAUACCUGGCCGUGCUCGGCAUGCACUCGCUUGAAAUUGGUCUGCGUUCCCCCUACGAUCGGUCAAGAUGGGGAAUUUGUCAAUGAGGGAAUGGAAUCCGCUCAGGAGAUUGGCGGCUCAUCCACCACGUCCGAACCAUCGCAUCAUGCCUUCCCGGUACCUCCGGCCUACAGAGACCCCAAUCAAGCUCCGAUGGUGAAUAUGCCAGCUUACGACGGAAUGGGCAUGUAUUCCCAAUUUGUCCACGCCCCUCCGGCCCAACCCGGAAUGUAUAACGAUUUGCGAUCACCCUCCAUGGUCAUGCCACACCAGUCAUAUCCACAACAACCCCAAGUAUAUCCCGGGGCCCAACCGCCACACUUGGCAACCCCAGAUCGGGGUGUGUUUGCAGAGAAUGAGCAAACGACGGCGGACAGUCUCAGUGAUGUUCUUGGAGAGCUGAAAAUUGACGAGACGGGCAUCGCACCAUAUAUUCGGAGGCAAAGAAAAGAUCGCAUUGAACCGGAUACGCCUGUCCAAGAUGAAGUGGAAGAAAGACUGCCCCCUCUCAGUACGGGAGCCGGCGCAACGAUUCGAAUUCCACCAGAGUUGAUGCCUGACGACGAAGACGUGAUGAACUACUUCAAAAUCUAUUUCGACGAAAUUCACCCCUACGUUCCCGUGAUCCCCCGGGCCCAUCUAUACUACCAAUGGCAAAACGACCGCCGUUCUAUAUCUCCACUCCUCCUCGAAGCCUUGUUUGCAUGCGCGGGGCGGUUAUCUGACGAGCCGUCGGAAGGUGCUCAAUGGCUUGCUAUGGCUAACAGACACGAAUCUAGUUUCAUGGACGUUCCGCGCUUAAGCACCAUUCAAGCAUUGCUUCUUUUGCUCAAAGCAAGAGAGUCAUUGCCUAAGAAGGGCUACUAUUAUCGGUCCUGGCAGACCGUCAAAACCAUUGUAUCGAUGGCCAAGGAUCUAGAUAUUCACGAACAUUAUAGUGGACACGCCGAAGGGCGAUCCUGUGACCUGAGCCCAAUUGAGUGCUUGGUGAGCACUCGGGUUUGGCAGACACUUCUGGUGGUUGAGGUGAUGAUCGGAGCACCCCAAGGCCGUUCUGAUUACGGCGUUGACCCGGACACCGUGGAUAUGCGCCCAACCUUGGAUAUCAGAGGUCUAGAUCACUACGAAACGGAACGAUCCAGACAAUAUGCUUACUUUGUCCGCAAUGCCCACCACAUUCGCAUCAUCACCGACCUUUAUCACAAGAUCAAGAAGCAGAAAGAUUGGGGAGCGGAUCCUCGCUUUGUACAGAAGAACCCGCUCUUUGCUGAGUGGCUUCGUAACCUACCCACGGAUUUGCAGGUGAAUUAUCCAGCGGAUGGAAGCCCUCCAUGGAUUCCAUCUCAUUUUGUGGGAAAUAUGCACUCCCACUGUCACCUGGCCAUCAUCCUGCUCCAUCGUCCUCAGCUUGGGGCGUCUCAAUCCUUUACAGCUGGUGGUGACUGGAGAAUUCAUUUCUCUUUGUGUUACACCUCGGCAAAGAGUAUUUGCCGUUUGCAGGAAGCUAUCCUGGAGCGUUUCGGAUUGUCGGGCCUGCUGUACAUGCAGCGAGGUAUCAAUUUCGCGAUCUAUUGCAUUCUCACUUGCACCAUGCUUCACCUGAUCGCAAUUACUUCCCCCGACCCCGAAUUCAAUUCAGACGCCCGGGAAUACUUUACACGCCACAUGCGCAUCCUAGAAAAAUGCUCCUCGGCCUGGCCUAUGCCAGAGAUCCAGGCUCAAAUUGACUCCCUCAGGCUGGCCUUUUCCGCGGACACUCGUCGCCCCUUCGAGCUGAAACCGAGCUUUCCCUACGGCAGUCCCUCGGAACCAUAUCAGCCUAGCCCUCCCAUGGAUGCCCAUUACCAUCCACACCUAAGCCAAAUGUCAAACAAUGUCCAAUCCAGAUCGGACACGUCCUCCCAGUUACAAUCCCUUGGAAUGGUCCCCCAUCAACCGCCUACCACCCAUCCCCUCGAAGCUCCUCUAGUUGAUGAAAAUACUUGGGAUCCUACGCGCAUUAUCAACCAAUGGGAUAUGGCUUUCUCCGUUAAUCCAUCAAGCGUCAGCACCAACUCUCCUCCCAUGCCUAUGAACAACACCCCCCAGCCCAUGUCAAACAUGGUAAACCAGCAGUAUCCGAUGCAAUUCGACUCGCCGUCCAAGGUGACGGUCCCGCAGAGCCAAUCCGUGUCACCACCGCAGUUCCAGGCACCCCCGGUCGUGUUCAGUGCACGAGAUUGGCAACAAAGUGUGGCCAGCGUGUAUGACCCGCAGGGCUUAAAGCGUCGGUGGAAUUACUCCACUGACCUCGGUGAUAAUAUGAUGAAGCGGCAACGAGGGUGAUUAACGGCUCUGAACUCUCAACAUGUUCGGAUCCCUUGAGAAUUCCCUCGACUCCUUUGCAAGCCUGUGUAUUUAUGUACUACCCCUCGGACCAGAGCCAACCUUGUCUUCAACCCUUUGUUCUCUUACUUGUUCUGAUUCCCCUACCUCCUGUGACACUUAUUUUUCUCGGUUUGUUCGCCUUAUCUUUGGCUUUGUCGCCACAGGACGACCCGUAACGGGCCAUACCAUGGACUAUGACUGGGUUGGGAAACAUCCCCGGCGAACCUUUUCGCUCGGGGAAGACGCGCUGAUUGAUUUGAAUGACGAUUGGAUUUGGGCCCUACUGUACAUCACGAUAAAAAGAUCUAGACGCAUAUGUCGAAGGCAAUAGCAGAUUACUGAGGGCCAUUGAAUCUGUUUUGUGAAGUAAAGCAAUGAAAAGAGCUGCAGUAGCCCCCUCCUACUCCUCAGUGCUCCCACCAACAUAUAUGGAUUACAUCUUCGCAAGGUAUGGCGCAGGGAAGGGAGUAGGUCUCUUUGAGAGAGUAGAAGUAUGACAAUCAAGAUUCUCGAGACAUGUCUUGAUAAGAGUGCCAUGUCCCGCGUGAAGAUCCAUCAACAAAAGGAAUGGAGGUAGCUGCCAGCAAAUGCGACUUUCUGUCGCGUCUUUCGUGGAGGGGAAGGUCGGGUCCGGGUCCGAGUCCUUCGAAGUGAUUUUUUCGGAGGGUUGAUGUGUUCCCUUGGGUAUCUAACAGAGAAGUCCCCGUCGGAUUUGAGAGAGUUGGUAAAUUCAGACAGACUGCGAACUGAAUUCGCGAGGACUGAGUUUCGGCGAGGGUUUGAGAGUGUCGUGUGUCGUGUCGCGAUUCAAGAUACUCGUGAGGUGUGGAGGAUGUUUCAGGCCUGCAAUGCAGUGGAGGAUAUCGUUGACGAGCCAGAUCAACCCCGAUGGCCGAGCCCAAUUCUCUCUUCACGACGAAGGAUCCUAGCCUUGUCUCCAGGGAGGGGUUUUAGCUCAUCGCUUGGGUUGACUGUGGUCUUGGCGCUGCUGCCCUGUGCCUGUUCAGGCUGACUGUUCUCGUUCUGUUUGCGAAGGAGCUCCUCCUCGAAGACAGCGAUGUCCUCAGUGGUGAUGGCAAUGGCGGUUGGCUUUCGGCGGAGCAUUUUGAGGAUCGUCUGAAGGAUGGGGAAGUUUUCGAACGAGUCGGUGCGGAG